CUACAUCUCUCCCUCUCUAUAUAUAGGGGAGGCCAUGGAAGAAGUGACUUGUACCUCUCUAGGACCAAAAAUCACAUUUAUUUAUUUUCUUAGAUUUUUUUACUUUAUUUGUUUUGUUUUGAUUUCUGAGGACAUGACCCUGGAUAGAAAGUUGUGGAGGUCGAGCAUUAUGGUUGUAGGUUAGGAGAUAGGAGGCUAGUAUGAUACUGUUUUGUUUUAGGCUGCUAGUGACGCCAGUUGUGUUCUUAAUACUUCGUUAAGGUUGUAGGUUAGGCUGUAGAAUGUUUAGUGGCCCUUGUUGUGUCCAUAUUAUUCCUUUGCGUCUGUAGUACCGUCCAUUUAUUACUGCUUAGUGUUGUUACUUUUCUCUUUAUUUUCUGGUUAUUGCGUUGCUGGUGUUAUCCUUCUGGAUUCCUUUGUUGUUACUGAUACAUUGUCUCUUUCCUUCUUCUUGUGUCGAGGAUCUAUCGGAAACAACCUGAAAUAAGGUAUGCGUACACAUUACUCUCUCUAAACCCCACUUGUACGAUAUCAGUUGGGUGUUUGUUGUCAGUUGGGUGUUUGUUGUUGUUGCUUUAACAAGCCUAAAAGUUAUGUCUCUUUAUAUCAAUUAAUGAAAGAAAUGCUUUAACAAGCCUAAAAGUUAUGUCUCUUUAUAUCAAUUAAUGAAAGAAAGAGUAAAUUUAAUAGCUGUUACCGUUAACAAAUACAGUUGUGCAUUAAUUAUUAUUUUAAUAAAGGUUACGCACCACGUCUGAUAAAAAAGUACAGGCGUCGAACAAUGACUCUCUCUUUUUAGAACGGGUGAUUGUGUCAUAUCAUAUUUUUGACAUUCUUCAUAGUUUUUUUCUUGACACAAGGAUUUGUUCAUUGGACAAUGGUGAUUGCGGUUGCUACAUAUGGUGGUGGCAAAAUAGUUAAAAGAAAAUAGUUAUCCACUCAUAUUAUCUAUUAAAAAAUCGAUUGGAUAAUAGCGUCAAAAUAUUUUGCAAAAUAGCGUACUUGCACUCUCUCAGGGAAGUGGAACAGAUGUUGUAACAUGAGGUACAGAUGCUGAUGCUAUUUUGCACAAUAUUAAAGAUGAGAAUAUAAUUUUGGAUUCACCUGAAGAGGAAUAACAUAUUUCUAUAUCAAACUUGAACACACCAUCCGCACCAAAGGAAAGGAAACCUGAUUCUACCGGUGUAGCAACUCUUUCUGAUAUAUGCAUGCAAGAAAGUGAAAGUAAGUUGCAAGGAAAUAAAAGGGUAUUGAUAGAAAAAGCACCUUUUACUGUUCAUGAGAUUAUUGAAAAGAUUCAGCAGAAGCAAACAUUGUCGUAUAAUAAAAAAAGAAAGGGAAAAUCUGUGGAUUCGUGCCCUAAUUUUAAUCUUUUGACUCAGUCAAGUCAAUCAAGUGAUAAUGCAGUGAAUCAUGCUACUACCAACAUCAGUGCUUCUAUUGAUCAUGACCCUGCUGAACACUCUGUUGCUGCUGAUAUAGAGAAAUAUGAUUAUGAUAGAAAGAUUAUUUUAUAUUCAAGUGUGGAUGAGGGAGUUGAUGUUUCUCCUCUUAAAAUUGUUAAGCUUGUUGCUCACUUGGAUGUUCAUUCUAAUCUGCAACCCACUUUGAAAUCUGAAAUAAAAAAAUAUAAAGGAGGUAGAAGUUGAAAAUAAAAAAUUAAAUUUUGGCUCCUAUAAAGGAAAAGAAGUUGCAGGAGGACAAGCACCACAAUUUGGACAAAGUGCAUAUGUAGUAGAAGAAUUGCUUGGUAGAGGAAAAAGAAUUCGUAAAUACUGCUGGCAUUAUCAGAAAGUAAUCAGAAAGGUGGAGGAAAAUUUUGAAACAUAUUUAAAAUAAAACAAGAGAAAAGGUCCUCUUCCAAAGUAAGUUUUGCUAUUUGUUUAUUGUAUUUUUAUAUGAUUUAGAUGUUAUUAAUAAAUCUUUUGUUAUUGUAUUUUUCA
Messenger RNA from Nicotiana tabacum (common tobacco), 1943 nucleotides. The record is from RefSeq and is a predicted model, not a curated record. NCBI's taxonomy places the organism in Eukaryota, Viridiplantae, Streptophyta, Magnoliopsida, Solanales, Solanaceae.